This is a messenger RNA of Dictyostelium discoideum AX4, 228 nucleotides long. RefSeq lists its product as hypothetical. The record is from RefSeq and is a predicted model, not a curated record. The coding region runs from base 1 to 228 and encodes 75 amino acids. Lineage: Eukaryota; Evosea; Eumycetozoa; Dictyosteliales; Dictyosteliaceae. The transcript has 3 exons.
AUGUAUGGAAGUAGUAUUGAUGAUUUCAUUUAUAAUAUUAAAUUAAAAACUAAAAAAAAAAGGGUAUUCAAAUCAAUUAUUUCUUUAUCAAAUAAAUCAUUAAAUGUCAUAUCAAAAUCAUUAGUUUCAAAUGAUUCUAAUUUAAAUUCAAUUAAUUUCUCAUGUAAUUCAGUUUCUAAUUUAACUUCAACAACUUUCUUUACAAGACCAAACUUUGUAAACUAUUAA